Molecule: messenger RNA, 9379 nt
Organism: Dalotia coriaria
Lineage: Eukaryota; Metazoa; Arthropoda; Insecta; Coleoptera; Staphylinidae
Gene: enok
Product: enoki mushroom
Exons: 6
Coding region: 654-8660 (2668 amino acids)
Biological process (GO): nucleosome assembly; negative regulation of DNA-templated transcription; positive regulation of transcription by RNA polymerase II
Cellular component (GO): chromatin; MOZ/MORF histone acetyltransferase complex; nucleosome
Molecular function (GO): histone acetyltransferase activity; transcription coregulator activity; DNA binding
Source: RefSeq, a predicted model, not a curated record
GCGACGGUUGCGCCCACAAGCUCACAGUGUACGAUUUGGUGCGACUGGUGGCGACAUAGUGGUGAUUGGCGCCAACUAGAAGCGCAGCUGUCAAACAGCAAUCGUCGAGUGCUGGAUGUACGCGUGCAGUAGACAAAGAUAUCGCCAGCAUCAACAUGGCAUCAACGCGGGCCCGCGCGCGCGCUUUCAGCCUACCGAUAUAGCCAUUUUGUCACAAUAAAAUAUAGCAAAUCGCGACACCAACACAUAGCGCGCGACGGCAUCAAUCGCCUUUUGUUGUGAACACGAUGUCUGCAAAACAACGUGCCCGCUUCCUGGUCAGUGAUCUGUAAUCGAAAGAAGACAGUGCGGCACGAGUUGUGAGCUGUGCGUGCGUGCGUGCGUGCGUGUGGCGACGUCGAAUUGGAGCACCAGCCGCCGGAGCGCGCAGCGGCGUACGUCGCCCGUCGGACAAGUGAUCGCGGCAAGCGCCUGUGGCCGCCUCUGGGGUUGUGCACGGCCUCUUGGACGAAAAUGCGCUGCGGAAUCGCGUGUCCCGCGUCCGUCGCGCACCGAGUUUAGCCGUGAGCCGUGCUCCUCGCCCAAGAUGGCCACCGACGGCUAGCGGCCGACCGAAACACGCGUCCGAAUCCGCUUUUCGCCCCGCAGAGACAAUGACCGAGCCGGACGUGCCGCAGACGGUCUGGUCGCGCUGGAUCCUUGACGCCAUCCGCAAGAUCCGCUCGCAGAAGCAGCGGCCGAGCGUCGAGCGCAUUUGCCACGCGAUCCGCCAGCAUAACAACUAUCAUGAGGAUGUCGUCGCCGAGCGGCUGGAGGUGGCCGUGCGGCAGGGUGAUGUGCUCAAGGUAUUCAACAAGGGCCAAAGCAGCUACAAAGACCCCGACGGCUUGCCGCCGCGGCCGUUGCAUAUUACGCGCGGCUCCGAUCUCAGCAAGGUCGUCACCAAAGCGGUGCGCGAGCUUGGUGAACGCGAAGGCUCGUCGCUGAAGAGCAUCGAGAAGUACGUGCGUCAGUCGUACACCAUCGAAGGUGACGAGGUCGAGCUGAAAACAUUGCUGCGUUUCGGUGUGAAGCGCGCCGUUAGUCGUAGAUGCGUAGUGCAGGACGGCAAGUGCUUCAAAUACAAUUACAACUUCCUCAGCCCCAGCAGCCGGAGAUGCCACAAGAAGGCGAACUCCAGCAAUGAUUCGCUCGAUUUGCAAUCCCCGACGACCGGCACGUCGAAGGUUGGCUCCUCCAUCUCGCCGGCCGCCUCCCAGUAUUGCAUGGAGUGCCUCGGCACCGACCAGAAGAACAAGCACGGCGAGUUCGAGAAGCUGAGCGCCUGCAAUGAGUGCAACAAUGCGGUGCAUCUAUCUUGCGCUUACGCCGGCCCGGAACUCGCACUCCUCAUCGGCAGAGGGAAUCGAUGGUACUGCGAAGAGUGCAAGUCCUGCUCGGUGUGCAACAGUAACGAUGUGUCCACUUGUCUCAUCUGUUGCGCGCACUGCAAGAGCAAGUUCCAUAUGGAAUGCCUGGACGUGCCUGUCGACAAGAAGGUCAAGACUGCAUGGCGAUGCGCAGAGUGUUUAGGCAUGCCUAAGACACCCGAGGGCGCCUCCACCGCCCGGAAGAAGGUUGAUAAAGGAAGGGAGCGGAACAAGGAGAAGGCGCAAAGAGCAAAAGACAUCAACAGUACGCCGACGUCGAGCCGAGGCAAUGCCGGCGCGUCGACCUCGUCCACGCUGAAAGCAACGCCGUCGUCGCCACGCAAAAAGCUUCCGACGCAUCGGCCUGCCGUUCACCUGAGUGAGUCCGAUAGCAGCGAUCACGAGGGUACGCCAAAACCCAACAUAAAUUAUCCCACAAAAAGCCCAUAUCCCCCCACCAACCAAAAACCACAAAUAGCCAACAAUAACCACAACGCCGCGCGGAACCAGCAGCGCAUCGCCAGCUCCGAUCGCAUGUCGAAGGAGAAGCAGAAAUUCUUUCGGCUCUCUGCGUUCAACGACAAAAAGAAACGUCAAACCAACAACGCGCACGCCACCAAGGCGGCGUCUAGAACGUCCUCGUCGCCGUCGUCAUCGUCGUCGAGCGGCUCUGACUGCUCCUCGAGCAGCUCGAACUCGGACUCGGGGAGUUCAGGUUCAGAGUCGAAUAAUUCGGACGAUGCACCUGUAGCGGCUUCUGUGCUGCGCCGUACCUCCACUCGUGCGCAACAACAACAGUUGACGCAAAAACCGGCGCCGCAGCCUACGUUUGGUGAGAUCGGAGGUAUUCAGGCCGACUGCAAACUCUGGGGUUUCGCCGCAGCCGCUGCGCAGGCUCAGGAAGGCGAACCUCCGAUGAAAGCAGACGGCAGAAAGAAUGCCGGUGAUAGUAUUCUCGCUGAGGGCGGCGCCGUUGCGAAGGAGUUGAAAAAGGGUAUGGGUCAAUUGAAGAACCUCUUCGACGGCCUGUCUCAUUUAUUUGCGACGCCACUCGAAGGCCGUAAUAGAAACAGUAAAGUGACUGGUCAGCGCGUGGACAGAGCCAAGAGGGACAAAUCGGAAACGCCGCUGGCCGAGCGGAGAGAGCCCGUGAUCGAGGCAAAUGAUGCCGAUGCGACCGAAGAGGACGAGGUGCAACCAUCGCCUCUCGUGCAUGUUACCAGCAGAGCGAAGCGCCGCACCGAGACCACCGACUCCGACAUCGAGUUGGAGUCGGAGCGGGCGAGCCGACGCGACAAGCUCAAAAAGUCGCUCACGCCCUCGAAUCUCGUCAAGACGGCGGUGAACUCCAAGCGGUUGGAGACGCAUUCGCGCAAGGUGAAGCACUCGUCGCAGGCGACGAGCGAACCGGCAACGCCGGCAUCCGGACGUUCUAGACCCGCCGCGCAAAACAAUUGCGAGAGCGGCAACGAAAGCGAGAAACGAGCUACGCACCACAAUUCGACCGGCAAAAAGCGAUCGAAUCACGAUACGUCGCUAACCAGCGCCACUUCUACGCCACAACAAUCCCAACCUCUGUCGGUGCUGCCGCUUGCCACCAAUCAGACGGAUGCCAAGCAGCCGCUGCCGCCCGGCGUGACACAAAAGGAUGUCGAACUAUUUAAGGAGACGCGCGAACGCGCUAAUCAAACCACGGCCGUUUCCGACGGACUUCUUAUCUCGCCCAGUCAUGCAAUGGUUGUACAGGGCCGCAAUCCGGCCGCUAUCGAGUUUGGCAAGUACGAAAUUGACACAUGGUAUUCGUCACCGUUCCCACAAGAAUACGCUCGCCUUCCCAAACUGUUUCUUUGCGAAUUUUGUCUGAAGUACACCAAGAGCAAGGCUGUACUGGAGCGACAUCAGGACAAAUGCACUUGGAAGCAUCCACCCGCCACUGAGAUUUACCGCUGCGGUGACAUCUCCGUCUUUGAGGUGGACGGCAAUGUCAAUAAGAUCUAUUGCCAGAACUUGUGCCUGCUUGCGAAACUUUUCUUGGACCACAAGACGCUGUACUACGACGUGGAGCCUUUCCUGUUCUACGUGCUUACGAAAAACGACAGGAAAGGCUGUCAUCUGGUAGGAUACUUUAGCAAGGAAAAGCAUUGUCAACAGAAGUACAACGUCAGUUGUAUUAUGACGAUGCCACAAUACCAACGACAAGGCUAUGGUAGAUUUUUAAUCGAUUUCAGUUACUUGUUGUCGAAGGAGGAGGGCCAACCAGGAACACCGGAGAAACCAUUAUCGGACUUGGGGCGCGUAUCCUAUCAUGCGUAUUGGAAGUCGGUAUUGCUGGAAUACCUACACAAUCACAGGGAUAUGAUGGAAGUGAAAUUGACUUCCAUCAGUAAAGAAACAGGCAUGUACUGUCACGACAUUGCGACUGCAUUGGAUUUGCUCAAAUUUAUCAGGCGGAGUAAGGGGGAGAAUGGCACACAAAAGGCGGUCAUCGCGGUCGACUGGAACCAAGUGGACGCGUAUGCUGAACGCCUGGCAAAGUCAAAAACUCGCAUCAAAAUUGAUCCGGAAUGUUUGCGCUGGACGCCUCUGCUGACUACUGUUGUGAAUCCGUUCGGCGACGAUUCAGAUAAAGACACUGACAAGGAUAACGGCAUGGAGGAGACGGCUGAUAUUAUUGUACCACAGCCGGAGAAAAUAAUUAUAGAAACGACCGGUGUAAAGCUGAAACGUGGCAAGAAGCGACGCCCGGUGUCUAGUUCAAAAACACCCAAAGUGCCUAAGGAGACGAGAACUGUUGUAGAGGAUAAAGCGGAGGAGAAGUUAGAAGCCACGUCGUCCGGUCGGAAACGAACAAGGCCGAAUAAGUUCAACGAGACGGUGAAUACUUUCAGCGAGCGCAAACGGAAACGUAGUGUGCUGGAUAGUGCGCCCGAAGAAAGCGAUGGUGAGAAGCGGGCCGAUUCGGUAAAUAAGGAAGACAAGCUGAGGAAAGAGACAGACUUGCGAACGCCGACUAGAUCGCGUCGAACACUGGCCAAGGAGCAAGGAUUGCGAUGGAGUCAGCGCAAAAUGAGGAAAGCAGAAGAGAAGGAGAAGGUUGUGGACAGUAAAUCAGAGUCUCCAAUAAAGAAUGAAAAAUCUGGUGCAAAAGCUAAACCAAUUGUCGAAGAAAUGGUAGAAGAUAAGGUGGAAAACGAAGAGAAAACUGAGUUGAUCGAGGUGGUCAAGUCUGAAGCCAUCACAGAUCAAAGUCCUACGGCAAGAAAAAAUCGAUCGCCGGUGAAACCACGACGGAGAACUGGCUGGGGCGGACGGUCAAAGAAGAAGAAGCCAUUAUCGCAAUUAACCAUCCCUGAAAUGCUCAAGAAGCAAGUGAGUGAAUCUGAAUCGGUGAAAUCUGAGGACGACGGAGAGAAAGUUGCCGAGAAAUCCAAUUCUACCGACGCACUCAAAGCUAAACCGAAAGAAAUCUCCAAUAAAAGGUCUUCUAAGCGGCCUUCGUGUGAAGAAGAUUCUUCAGCUGAAGCCGAUGAUGAGAUGGAGGAAGAUGUGGAAAUGCAAACCGGCACGAACACAACACCAGAGAAGACUGUCAACCGAACACCAGAGAAAGAAAAUAACAAUCUGUUGAAACUAGCCGAUCCACCCGCGAAACAGGAGUCGAAAGAAAAGGAGAUAAAGAGGAUACAAAACGAAUUUUCAAGUACAUCGGAAUCCGAAACCGAAAUCGAUGGACAGAAGAUCAAAAUCAUCUCACAGGAAGAAAUCAGAGAAAUUACAAAGAAAUACGGUAUAUUGAGUCCCACUCAUGACGAACAAGAAGAUGAAGUUAAAAAUAUUGUCCCUAAAAAGUCCACUGCUGAUAAGAAAGAGGAAAUUGACAAGAAAGUAUCCCCUCCAACUCCUCAACCCAUACUUGGUACUCUUGUUCCACCGCCUACACUGUUAGUACCACCUCCAGAAGUAUUGCUCCCUGCGAAAGACAAACCAGUUGAGACGACUUCUGAGACAACAUCUGUGCAGCCAGACGAGAAUGUGACAAAUACAAAUGAAUCGCUAAAAAAUGAAACUAAAUUGUUACCUGCGGAUCAGAAGGAAGAAAGUCCCAAGGAAGCGAUAAAAAAGGAUGACUUGGGUGAUAAACAGGUAGUUAAAGAAGUUAAAGAAGCGACCGAUACAAUAGUGAAUAAUGAAAGCGCAAGUAUUGACACAGAACAAUCUAAAGAAAUUGGUGCUCUGCAAGACACCACAGAUUUAAAUAUGCAAAUAUGUGAUCAGCAGACAAGUUCGCAACAGAAUGAAGUACUGAAGACCCCAGUGGCAAGUAUUACACCAGUUCCCGAAUUAAAAGCGCAAGCUGAUAAUGAUCCCAUGUUAAACACAAAGACGCCGCCUGAGACUAAAGUAGAGGUGAUUGCACAAACAGAAUUGGUUAAGCCGGAAAAUCCUGAGAAGCCAUUGUUUCUCGAGGAGCAUGCUCCGAAACAAAUGAAUCAGAUGCCUGCUGCUAUACCGAAACCAACUGUACAGGAGCAUCAGGUAUCUGCACCCGUUAAACCCCAACCAGCGCCUUUGAUUCAGCAACAACCGCCAGUCCAACAGCGGCACCCGCAACAUACUCCUAUGCCACCUCAGCCUCCCCUGCAACAGAAUGAGUCAAUCCAGCAGACACAACAUGCUGUUGUUCAUCAGCAGCAGCAACAACAACAACAACAACCGGUGGUACCCCAACAACCAAUCGUUGCUCAACAUCACCAGGCGGUUCCGGCAGUUCCUGCCCCAAUGAUGCAGGCACAAGCAACAUACCCAGUUAAAGAAGAACCCAAAAGGGAUUUAAACCAUGUCGUCGAAGAAUCUAGAUCACAAGCAGACAUUAAAAAAUCGCCAGUGAAGACGCAGGUACCAUCAACUCAACAUCAGCUGCCGCAGCAAAUGGUGCCUACUCAUGAUAUCAAACAUGCAAUGCCACAGCACGUUGUGAAUCAACAAAUGCCGUCUUCGUGCUUAUCGCCUAUGAUGCAGGCUCAUCCCACUCCUAACCACCCUUCGAUUCCGGACAUUCAACAACAACAUGUACAGCAACUUCAGCCGCAGUUACACCAUCCAUCGAUGCCGCAAACAGCUUUUCAACACCAACAUCAUGAACAUCAGUCUGUACAGAUGCCUUACCAGCAAUUGCCUCUUAAACAACAAGAGAUGCAAGCACAUUUGGUGCAAGCUCCCCCGAAUAAAAAACCGAAGCAGGAAGCUAGGGCAAAAGACGACCGGAAAAAGUCCGAGAAACACAAGGAACGGCACGAUGACAAAGUAAGGUAUCCCAAAGAGGAGGCACGCAUCGCUCCUAAGCCAACGGAGAUGUCCGCUGAAAAAUUAAUGACGAAUCCGGAGUUUUCCAUGGGAACACCUAACUACCAGAUGGCCCAAUCACAGUACCAACAAUGGCACUGGGAUCAUCGCAUAGCGUUUGAGCGCAGCAUGUAUCAGUAUCCAUAUUUUCCUCCUCUGGACGUUGUACCACCGUCUACACCUGCUGUACCAAGCACACCCGCAGCGCCAGCAAGUGUCAAACACCCAGAGAAACCGGAAAAACCCCAGAAAGCUAGUGCGAAGUCAAAAACCAAAGCAGAAAAAGCUCCCAAGAAGGAAGAUCGUCUGAAGAAGGCGCAGGAUGAUUCCAAGGUAGACAAGCUUGACAAGCAUCAACAACAUCACAAAAUGAAGGAGAGCGUGGACGGGGAGAAUGAUCAUCACCAUCAGCAGAGUCUGAAGCAGCAACAUGAGUUGUCGACGAUGGGAGUGUACACCCCGGAUUCUACCACUAAUUCGGUUCAUAGUUUGCAUUAUAACCAGUGCGACUUGGACGUAUCCCAGUUAGGUUUGGAAUCGCCAGCAAGCAUCUCCAGCGAUAUGGCGUCGCAGAAUUCAGUCGAAUCAGUACGGCCGCCUUCCAUCACACAAACACCUAGUUAUGACUGCGCCGUACAACAUAAUAUGCAACAGAAUUUGCACCAGCAGCAGCAACAACAAGUUGUGCAGCCGGCAUCUAGUCCCAUGCAAAACAAGCGAUCCAUUCAGCAACAGCAGUCACAACAACAGCAGCAGCAACAGGUACAACAGCCCCGGAACCGAAGCACAACACCAUCGAAUAAACAACAUAAUAUGAGGAGUACUCCACCAACUCCAUCAGUGCAGCAGGUCCAACAACAGAGACAAAGAGCGACUCCCCCGGUUCAGACGGUGAGCCAACAGCAUCUACAGCAGGCAAAUCAAGCGCAACAUCACCAAGGACAUCAUAUGCAGCAACAGCAGCAGGCCCACCUUCAUCAUGCGAUGCAUCCUGGCUAUCAACAUCCGCAUCACCAGCUUGGUGCCGCCAGCGCUAUGCAUCAACAGCACCAUCAUCACCAGAUAAGUCAAGGAAACUACAUCCCGGUGCCUCAAAUGGCCGUUAGCUCUCAGGCGUUUACCGCGCAGGUAGGAAGCCCAUACGUGACAUCUGUGAUCCCGCACCGCAUGUCUACACCGCAGAGCCAUCAGAAGACCAGCUGCGCGGUUACGACCGGCAGCAACUUCUAUCAUGCACACACAGUUCCCACACCGACGCCGACUCCCACGCCGCAGGCUCAGAACCAGAAUAACAGCUGCAGCUUGGCUAAGCUGCAACAGCUUACCAACGGAUUGGAGAUGAUCCCGCCGAGUGCUUGUAAUACUAUGACUCCGCCACCGGCGACGGCCAUGACGUUGACACCGCCACCGUCACAUCACGCGACGAUGACCCCACCGCCGACGCAUCAAGUGCUCCAGAAUCAGCGCAAUAUCUCCACGCCGCCCACAGCUAUGCCCCCCAACAUUCAGCUUAACUAUCCACAGUACUACAAGCCAAACAUGAAUUUAAACCAGAUUGGGGGUACUGUGACGCCGCCAAUGGGUCAGAACUUAGGUCGUACCCGCAAUCCAAACGUCGCUCAGCACAUGCAGACGCCACCGUCACGUGUGAGUCCUAACGUGGCGCUCAAUUCGUCAAACAUCAUGGCGCAGUACAACUUGAGCAACUAUCGCAUGGCGCAGCAACAAGCACCCACCGUCAAUUAUUUGCCGAACGGCGGUUUCAUCAAUAAUCAGCUUCCCAUGCAGAUGGUGAAUAUGACGCAAGGUCAGUACCAGGAUCCAACCACGAUACAGCGGGCGCCGCAGAACACGAUGUACACGUAUGGCUACCUCAACGUGCCUCUGAACGGCACCAUGCGUCGCUGAGAUGAUGAACAAUUGUGUAUCGUGUAAAUUUAAUUGUAAUUACGUUUCAAACACAAAGGCUGUGCACUUAACGAUAAGAGACACAUUUCUUCGUUGUUCUACUUUUAGUGUAAACAGCUGAAAGUCGUAUUUAUUUGGGAUAAAGAUUCGUUUAUUUUUACAUCAAUGAAGGAGGAUUUUUUUUCAAGAAUUGUAUAUAGGCAGGGUGUAUAAAGAAAGUCGUGUACAUUUAACACACAGGGAUAGGUUGACUACUUAAAUUUUAUGUAAAUUGUGAAAUAUUUAUUACUUGAUUUGUAUUAUAAGUCUAUUCAAAUUACGUGAUUAAUUUGAACAUGUUCUUCACGCUAUUUUAUUGACUUUGUUAUGUGCUAGUUAGAGAAUGAAGAACUAACAUUGUAAAUAGUUGAUUAUUAUACCUUGUUUGACGUUUACAACACUUACUCGCGCUGAAGGAAUAAUUAUGAAAUAAGCAAAGAGAAACUUUCUCAUUUCGUUAUUGAAUUACGAUAAGCUGAUUCGUGCGAUGUGUGCUAGGAUGGUAUGAGCCUUGCAGCAUUCGCAAAAUGUUACGUUUAGUUUUUAUAUUCUUAAUGUUUCACUUUUUUGUAAUAUGCAAUUGUAACUGUAUUGCACUAGUAUGAUGCACCGUUCUGAUUAUUUUAAAACAAAAAUCACUAUGUGGAAGAAUAAAGUUAUAAUCCUGUUGUUUCAGAAAA